Messenger RNA from Neocloeon triangulifer, 1905 nucleotides. It is a transcript of the gene nop5, whose product is annotated as nucleolar protein 58. The record is from RefSeq and is a predicted model, not a curated record. The transcript is spliced from 11 exons. Gene Ontology annotation, cellular component: small-subunit processome; box C/D methylation guide snoRNP complex. Bases 125 to 1792 code for a protein of 555 amino acids. NCBI's taxonomy places the organism in Eukaryota, Metazoa, Arthropoda, Insecta, Ephemeroptera, Baetidae. Gene Ontology annotation, molecular function: snoRNA binding.
AUGCCGACUUUCGAGUUGCACCAACUCUCUUGUUGAGUUGCACCGCGUGGUUAUCCUCAACUCGCAAUAAACUUGUUAAUUUCUGCGGAAUUAAUCAGUGAAAUUGAUUUAAAUUCCUGCUAAAAUGCUGGUGCUUUUUGAAACACCAGCUGGGUAUGCUGUUUUCAAGCUCCUAGACGAAAAGAAACUUCAAGCGACUGACAACUUAUUCAAAGAUUUUGAGACGCCGGGAAAAGCAAGCAAAGUGGUUAAAUUGAAGCAUUUCCACAAAUUUUUGGACACAACCGACGCCCUUGCAGCAACGACGGCUGCCGUUGAGGGAAAACUUUCGAAACACCUAAAAAAGCUACUAAAAAAGUUAGUGGUCCAGGAUGCUCAGGAGCAGCUUCUGGUUGCCGAUGCCAAACUUGGUGGUGUCAUCAAGGAGAAAUUCGAAAUCAACUGCAUGACCAACAACUCCGUUCAGGAGCUGAUGCGAUGCAUCAGAUCGCAGAUCGACGGCCUCUUGGGCGAUUUUCCUCAGAAGGAAAUGACGGCCAUGGCUCUUGGUUUGGCCCACAGCUUGUCACGUUACAAGCUCAAGUUCAGUCCUGACAAAGUGGACACCAUGAUUGUCCAGGCAAUUUCCUUGCUCGAUGACCUUGACAAGGAGCUCAACAACUACGUCAUGAGAUGCCGCGAGUGGUACGGCUGGCAUUUCCCUGAGCUGGGAAAGAUUGUUACGGACAAUACUGCAUUUGUGAAAAUCGUCAAACAAGUUGGAACAAGGGAGAAAAUGCUUGAGUCCGACAUGUCGGAGAUCAUUCCCGAGGACAUUGAGGCCAAGGUUAAGGAGGCCGCUGAAAUUUCCAUGGGUACCGAAAUCUCUGACGAAGACAUUGAUAAUAUCCAGAUGCUCUGUGACCAGGUGCUGGAAAUUACUUCAUACAGAGCCACUCUCUACGAUUACCUCAAGGCUCGCAUGAUGGCGAUUGCACCAAAUCUCACUGUCCUUGUUGGUGAACUCGUUGGUGCCCGCCUCAUUGCUCACGCCGGUUCUCUCCUCAAUUUGGCAAAAUAUCCUGCAUCAACAGUGCAGAUCCUUGGUGCGGAGAAAGCUCUUUUCAGGGCGCUCAAAACUAAGAGAGACACCCCUAAGUACGGUCUUAUUUAUCACGCCCAGAUGGUCGGUCAAACAAGUACCAAGAAUAAGGGCAAGAUUUCUCGAAUGCUUGCUGCUAAAGCUUCUUUGGCCAUAAGAGUCGAUGCUCUUGGUGAAGACGGAAACGUGGACUUGGGUGUGGAGCACAGGGCUAAUUUGACAGCUCGUCUUCGCAUGUUGGAGGAAGGCAAUCAGAGGAGAAUUUCUGGUGGAGGAAAGGGAUCUGGCAAGAAGACGGAGAAAUACCAAUUUAAGAGUGAGGUUGUCCAGUAUCAGCCUGAAAUGGAUUCCACGAUGCCAGUUAAAAAGAAGCGACAGUUGGUCGAAGAAGUUGGAGAAUCUUCCUCCCCUACGAAAAAGAAAGUUAAGGUUGAAGUGAAAGAUGAGCCACAAGAUGGAGAAGAAGUUACUGAACCAGUGUCUGAAAAAAAGAAAAAGAAGAAGAAAUCCCAUGUUCCUGCCGAGGAACCAGUGAAGGCAGAAGAAGAAGCACCAGAACCAGAGGAGGGUGAAAAGAAGAAGAAGAAAAAGAAGAAAUCCUCAGUUGCACCUGAAGCCAUGGAAACUGAGGAGGUAGAACAGGCGCCGGAAACCCCAAGCAGCGAGAAGAAAAAGAAGAAGAAGAAGAAAUCUAAUGUUGCUGACGAAUAAUGGGGUUGUCUUUUAUUAUCUUUCCUAUUUUCUUACAUUUUAAAUACAUAGUAUCAAGUUACUAUUGUGAAAAGAAUAAAUAAGACAAGAUUUUUAUGUUCACGACUAAAAGA